AUGUAUUUUAUUAUUUCUGAUGCAGGUACUCGUGAUGAAUGUCGACGUGUGUGGGAAAAGCAAGAAAAAGGUCAAAAAUCGAAUAAUGUUGAUAAAGCAUAUGAUUCAGAAAAUGAAAAAGAUGCAAAUGAUGAUGACUCAGUUGUUCAUCUCAAAAGUUUAUCAACUUCAGAUUUCUUAACAAAACCACGAACACCACAAGAAAAACGUAUUCCACUUGAUCCACUUGUAAAAAUCCAUCAUCGUUCUUCAGCAUUACAUUCUGCAACAAAAAAGACAAUUGAUAAUCUUCAAACACAUAUUCAGGGUACAUUAUCACUUAUGAAUUAUCCUUUAGAUCUUAAUAAUUUUAAUUUAAUUGAUCUUUCUUCAUUUCGUGAAUCCGGUCAAGAUCAAAAAUUCGAUGAUGUGAUAUACAAAGAUAUUAAUUUAACACGUAUUCGAGGAAAAAAUAUUGGUGAUUAUGAUGCUACGCGUAGUAAAUAUCGCAUUGCUGCUGAUCAAUACGAUGAAUUUUUUAAUAAAUUGGUCCGACCAAAAUUAGCAGAUUUUCUGGCUGAUGAACGUAAACGUGAUCGUAAAAGUACACAGACAUAA
Molecule: messenger RNA, 597 nt
Organism: Rotaria sordida
Lineage: Eukaryota; Metazoa; Rotifera; Eurotatoria; Philodinida; Philodinidae
Source: the annotation of a GenBank genome assembly